UAUAGCGACUAAACGUUUAUGAAAAACCAACCAAAGGAAGAAACCAAUUUUAUGUGGCCAGCGUCUUGACCAGAUUCUUAAAUUUAGAGAAGCAUGAUCAUUUUCUUUCUCCAAAGCAGCAUAACAGGAUUUAACGGUAAAUUUUCCCGUCUUAUUAAGAUCUCAUUUAACCAUGUCAGCGGUGUCCGAACCCAGACACGAGGAAAUGCUAGCUUCGGUGUUCGUUGCAUGGCUGAGGAAAAACAACCACAACAACCAAUGACAACCAGUAGUUCCACUCCACCACCACCAGCAGCAUCACAGACUCCAAUUGCAACUCCUACUUUUCCACCACGGCGUGCUGCACCAAAGAAGAUGAGCACAAAGUUUGGCGAUUUAUUAGCAUUCAGUGGUCCAGCACCGGAGAGAAUUAACGGUAGACUUGCCAUGAUUGGGUUUGUUGCUGCUAUGGGAGUAGAGCUUGCAAGAGGUACCGACGUCGCAGCACAAUUGGCAGAUGGGGGACUUCCAUGGUUUGUGAUAACUAGUGUUGUGCUAUCAGUGGCCUCUCUUAUACCAUUGUCUCAAGGUGUCAGUGUUGAAUCAAAGUCGGACGGUUUGAUGUCUUCAAGUGCUGAAAUGUGGAACGGCAGAGUUACAAUGUUGGGUUUGGUCGCAUUAGUGCUUACUGAGGUUGCAAAAGGUGGAGCUCUAAUUUAAUUUUUAAUUUACUCAUUCCUGUAUUCCUACUUGGUGUUUUACAAAUUUAAUCUAACUAGGCCAUGUAAAUGUUUUUGAUCAAUACAUAUAUGAAAGGGAGAAAAAUUUUAAAAGAAAAA
Messenger RNA from Papaver somniferum (opium poppy), 818 nucleotides. Its product is annotated as early light-induced protein, chloroplastic-like. The transcript has 2 exons. The record is from RefSeq and is a predicted model, not a curated record. NCBI's taxonomy places the organism in Eukaryota, Viridiplantae, Streptophyta, Magnoliopsida, Ranunculales, Papaveraceae. The coding region runs from base 94 to 699 and encodes 201 amino acids.